Molecule: messenger RNA, 1869 nt
Organism: Penicillium malachiteum
Lineage: Eukaryota; Fungi; Ascomycota; Eurotiomycetes; Eurotiales; Aspergillaceae
Product: MFS transporter
Exons: 3
Coding region: 1-1869 (622 amino acids)
Biological process (GO): transmembrane transport
Cellular component (GO): membrane
Molecular function (GO): transmembrane transporter activity
Source: RefSeq, a predicted model, not a curated record
AUGCCCGGCUCUAACGGGUAUGGCAGCUCGACCAUCGAUAAGCGGGACUUCGAUUCACACCGAUCACGACUUGAUGAUACACACAUAACAAGCCAUGACUCACAAUCAACAGCAGCUGUUGGCCGCUCUAGAGCGGGAUCACGCUUUUCACGAGGCUCAUCUCAUUCUAGAAAUGGUACAAUCAGCGACGACGGACUUCUAAGCGAUGUUGUAGAGGGGAUUGUGGAACGCGAUCGCCGGAAGAUGCACAAGGAAGCAAUAAGGAUCGUGAGCUUCAUCUGGGGUGUUAUUACCUGUCUGGGUGCGGGUAGCAUUACUGCCUUCUCGUUGUAUGGGCACUUGCUACUGACAAGACUUCAAUACACCCAGCUACGCGUCAACGCCGUUUCGAUCGCAGCUGAGAUCUCGAUGUACCUCCUUGUUCCUUUAUUCGGUUUUCUAUGUGAUCGCUACAGCCCAUCGCCGCUGUCUUUAGCUUCGGGUGGGCUUUUCGGUGUGGGGUAUCUACUUGCUGCGUUUACGUAUAAGAGUGGACCCCCUCCAGAUGCUGGUGGCUCUGGAUGGCCGUUCUGGGUGAUGAUUGUGGCUUUCAUUGCUAUCGGAAUGGGAACGAGCUGUAUGUAUCUUGGUGCAGUCGCGACAUGUGCUAAGAAUUAUGGCCGAGGGAAACAUAAGGGCAUUAUGCUUGCGAUACCGAUCGCGGCGUUUGGCUUGAGUGGUAUGUGGCAGAGCCAGGUGGGGACCUAUCUUCUCUGUGAACGAGAUGUGGAAGGGAAUUGCGGUGAUGUCGAUGUAUUUCGUUACUUCCUCUUUCUCGGUGUCCUCCUGCUGGUCAUUGGAGUGAUUGGUACCUUUGCAUUGCGCAUUGUGGACGAUGACGAGGAGGAGCGGUACAUUGAUGAGACAGUGGAGGAGUUGGAACGCAGUGGCCUUCUUGAAGAGAGUGAGUUCUUCCGACCUCGAAGCGAAAUUCAGUCAGCUGUGGAGUAUGGAACAUUCUCUACGAAUGCCAAUGAUGAAGAGUCUAUUACUCUCUCCGAGGAGGAGAGGGAGGAGAGAAGGAGAGAAAAGGAGCGCGAAGAGGAAGAGCGUCGAAAGAAGAACUGGCUGCUCAAUUAUGAAACGAGAGUGUUCCUCAUGGAUCCAACAAUGUGGUGGUUGGCAGCUGGAUUCUUCCUGGUUACUGGACCAGGCGAGUCCUAUAUCAAUAAUCUUGGCACUAUUAUCCCGACUCUGACACCUCCAUCCUAUGCGCUGAAUGCGCCUCCGCCAGCUGGACUCCCAGCAACUCAUGUAACCACCGUUGCAUUAACCUCAACCAUUGCUCGCCUUCUCACUGGGUCUCUUUCGGACUACUUCGCACCACCCGCAACCCAUUUAUUCCCACCCAUUCCAUCCAGCCAUCGGCACACAGCUCAAACAGAGACUAACAACCGCACUACACUUUCCCGGAUGAUCUUCCUCCUACCAUCCGCAAUCCUACUCUCAAUCGGCUACUUCAUUCUUGCCACCCCACUCACACAGAAACAACCACCCCUCUUCCACCUCACCACUGCCCUUAUUGGCUUUGGCUAUGGAAGUGCCUUCUCACUUACCCCAAUCAUCAUCUCCGUUGUAUGGGGCGUGGAAAACUUUGCCACAAACUGGGGGAUUGUAGCCAUGAUGCCCGCUAUCGGCGCCGCACUUUGGGGAGUUGUCUACUCUGCUACAUACCAGAAUGCGUUAGAUGACAAUGAUCCCUCUGGUCAAUGUCAUGGCUGGCGAUGCUAUGGUCCUUGGGCUGUCGGCUGUACUCUCAGCGUUUGGGUAGCGAUCAUUACCUUGUUGGCUGCAUGGAGAGGUUGGAAGCGAAGAGGUGUGGUCGUUUAA